AUGCUAGAGAGACACCAAGGUGAUCUGUAUACACUCUUCCCUGAUCAUUCUGUAGUGAAGCAUUUUGAUCAGGUGGACAUCUCUAAUGGCUUGGAUUGGUCACUGGAUCACAAGACUUUCUUUUACAUUGAUAGCCUGUCCUACUCUGUGGAUGCCUUUGAUUAUGACCUGCAAACAGAAAAAAUUUCCAAUCGCAGGAGUAUGUACAAGCUAGAAAAGGAAGAAACCAUCCCUGAUGGAAUGUGUAUUGAUACAGAAGGCAAACUCUGGGUAGCCUGUUAUGAUGGAGGGAGAGUGAUCCGUCUAGACCCUGAGACAGGAAAAAGAAUCCAGACUGUGAAACUGCCUGUUGACAAGACAACUUCCUGCUGCUUUGCCCCAGGAAGCGGGGGCUUAAUGAUGACUGUUAGAAGCACAGACUGACGCUUUUUCUUUUUUUUUUUUUUUCAGUUGGGGAUUGGUCCUGCUUGGAGCAGGGGGUUGGACUAGAUGACCUCCUGAGGUCCCUUCCAACCCUGAUCUUCUAUGAUUCUAUGAUAUGUUCCAUAUGAUCUUACUUAUAGAAAACCAAGGCAAAGUAUUCAUUUUGGUUUUGGACCAUACCUAGGUUAUCUUUAAUCUCCUUCCUAUCCACACUGAACAGUGCAGAUGGGGGCAAACUAGGGCCCGCGGGCCACAUCCA
This is a messenger RNA of Chelonia mydas (Green sea turtle), 682 nucleotides long. RefSeq names its product regucalcin-like. Gene Ontology annotation, biological process: L-ascorbic acid biosynthetic process. Lineage: Eukaryota; Metazoa; Chordata; Testudines; Cheloniidae. Gene Ontology annotation, molecular function: calcium ion binding; gluconolactonase activity; enzyme regulator activity. The transcript has a single exon. Bases 1 to 423 code for a protein of 140 amino acids. The record is from RefSeq and is a predicted model, not a curated record.